Messenger RNA from Zingiber officinale, 2332 nucleotides. RefSeq names its product anthranilate synthase alpha subunit 1, chloroplastic-like. The transcript has 12 exons. Bases 238 to 2028 code for a protein of 596 amino acids. Gene Ontology annotation, biological process: L-tryptophan biosynthetic process. Gene Ontology annotation, molecular function: anthranilate synthase activity. NCBI's taxonomy places the organism in Eukaryota, Viridiplantae, Streptophyta, Magnoliopsida, Zingiberales, Zingiberaceae. The record is from RefSeq and is a predicted model, not a curated record.
GGACUCAAAUUAACCCUCUCGAGGAUUCAGUUCCUGGGAAAGCUGCCUUUCGAACGGAACCGCCGCAACUCCGGCGGUGGGACCCGCCUCGGAUUUCCCUUCCCUGGCUCGGUUCGUUUGGCGCCCUUCGUCUUCUUCGCGUUAUAAAGCCCCCUCCCGGCCAUGGGAGCCCCUUGCAUUGCUCUUCCGGACGAAAGAUAUCGUUGUUUCCUAAGAGGCGCGGGGAGUUAACGAUCAAUGGAAGCUGUCACCUUCUCUCCCUGCUCACAGUUGCUGAGCCUACGCCGUCAACAAAGGUCCCCGCCUUUCCGGUUCCCUUCUGCCGUCGCCGCGUCCUGUCAGAAAGGAAUCCAAUUCCGUCGUUUCUCUUCGUUGGCUCCCUCAAUCAAAUGCUCGGCCAUCUCUCUUUCCUCGGUGCAGGAAACAGUUGAAAAAGAUGAAGCCUUUAAGUUCGCUGAGGCUGCCAAGAUUGGCAAUUUGGUGCCUCUUCGCCGUUGCAUUUUCAGCGACCAGCUGACGCCGGUCGUGGCCUAUCGUUGUCUCGUGAAGGAGGGUGACUACGAAGUACCGAGCUUUCUUUUUGAGUCAGUGGAGCAAGGUUCCCGGGGGAAUAAUGUGGGGCGUUAUAGUGUUGUCGGAGCUCAUCCAGCGAUGGAGAUUGUGGUCAGGGAGAACAUGGUCUCUGUUAUGGAUCAUGAGGAAGGACGAAUGACAGAAGAGAUUGUCGAUGACCCUAUGGAGAUUCCAAAGCGUAUCAUGGAGGGUUGGAGCCCGCAGACGAUCGAUGAACUUCCUGAUAGUUUUUGUGGUGGAUGGGUUGGCUACUUUUCCUACGAUACCAUGCGAUACCAAGAGAAGAAAAAACUUCCAUUCUCAGGUUCUCCUAAGGAUGAUAGAAACCUUCCAGAUAUCCAAUUAGGACUGUACAAUGACGUCAUAGUGUUUGACCAUGUGGAAAAGAAAGCACAUGUGAUUCACUGGGUAAGACUAGACCGAUACUCCUCAAUAGAGGAAGCCUACCAAGAUGGGAAGAAUUGUUUGGAAGUUUUUCUAUCGAAGGUGCACACUGGGAAAGUGCCCAGGUUAUCUGCUGGAUCUAUAAAAGUCCCGACUAAUCAUUUUGGCCAUCCUUUAACAAAGUCAUCAAUGACAAGUGAAGAAUACAAGACGGCAGUUUUGCAGGCAAAGGAACACAUCUUUGCAGGAGAUAUUUUUCAGAUUGUUUUGAGUCAGCGGUUUGAGCGGCGCACAUAUGCAUCUCCAUUUGAAGUAUAUCGUUCACUGAGAAUUGUGAAUCCAAGUCCAUACAUGGCCUACAUACAAGCUAGAGGAUGUGUUCUUGUAGCAUCCAGCCCUGAAAUUCUUACUCGCGUAAAGAAGGGGAAAAUUAUUAACCGACCUCUCGCUGGGACAAUCAGAAGAGGAACAACAGAUGAGGAGGACAAAUUACAUGAAAAACAGCUACUAAACGAUGAAAAGCAAUGUGCAGAGCACAUCAUGCUUGUAGAUUUGGGCCGUAAUGAUGUUGGAAGGGUCUCAAAACCUGGAUCUGUUAAGGUGGAAAAACUGAUGAACAUCGAAAGAUACUCACAUGUGAUGCACAUCAGUUCCACGGUUAGCGGAGAGAUAUUUGAUCAUCUGAAUUGCUGGGAUGCUCUUCGUGCUGCAUUGCCUGUGGGAACUGUCAGCGGAGCUCCUAAGGUAAGAGCCAUGGAGCUAAUUGAUCAACUGGAAGUCACAAGACGAGGACCGUACAGCGGUGGCUUUGGAGGAGUCUCAUUUAACGGCGAUAUGGACAUUGCAAUUGCCCUCAGAACCAUAGUAUUUUCGACUGGGGGCCGAUACAAUACUAUGUACACGUACAAGGAUAAUGAGAGGCGCCAAGAAUGGGUUGCUCAUCUUCAAGCUGGAGCAGGCAUUGUAGCGGAUAGCAACCCUGACGAAGAGCAGAAAGAAUGCGAGAACAAAGCUGCUGCUCUGUCCCGAGCCAUCGAUCUCGCGGAGUCUACAUUCGUCGAAAAAUUUUAGGCUCUUCGUCAUUAGUUUCCGCAUCCAGUCUAAAACCCAUCAAUAAAAAACUCGCAAUUCCAGCUUGAUUUCAACAGUUAUAUAGUGGGCACUUCCACUCUUCCUGACUUUUUUUUACAGAUGAUUUAGUUCUGCAAUCAAAUGGGUCGAAUGGUUUGCGGGGACUAAAAACUGGGCAAGAUCAAUGGUUAAUGAGUCGAUCGAGUCUGAAAGAUGGCAAGGUGAAAUUGUGCAAAGUAUUUCAUGUAUAAUAAUUUUAAUAAUGUAAAAAACUGUUCUUUAUUAUUAUGCAAUCUAAAGGUAG